AAAUAACUGCAUUACAGUACUGAUUGUCGUGCCCACUUUCCGGGUUUUCUGUCUGUCCGGUCCUCUCACCCCCUCCCUUCGAGAGCUCCUUCUCGCAAACACUCAUCUUUAUCGCACUCUUACCCAAGUCUCGUGUUUCUGGAGUUUGGCACACGCACAACAUUACACUGGUCGCUGUCAUCUAAAUAUGUCGCUGUAAACGAGGAAAGAGAAGCCGAGGGAAGAUGAAAUCGGCGCGUCUGUGGAUUCUUGUCUGUUUGGCGACUGCGUGUUGUCAGCUUGGAACCGGUGAUAGAUACGGUUGUCUUUUUGAUGAAGGCCUGUGCUCCAGUGGUCAGGCUUGCUGGGAUGAUGAGCUGUUUGGUCAGUGUCUUACACAGAAGCAGGAAAGGUUUCGCUACAGGGUGACUGCAGUUUUACUGGACAGACUGCAGUCAUUACUGCAAACGCUAAUGAAGGAAGGAUUAACUUGGCAGGAUGAUGUCACCCAAUCAAUGAUUAAGAAAGAGCUUAGCAAAGUUCCGAAAAUCCUACUGUCUUCUGGGAUAAAGAAUGACCCAUCCACAGAAUCUAGAAGUGGCGCUACAAACCAGCUCAAACCCAAACUGGUGCAGCCCUAUAUGGACUACAUGAUCGUCGAUCCACCUCAGUCAUCUCUCCAUAUGCAGAGUCUGGAUCCUUAUAGUUACCAGCGAUAUGGCUACCAAGAUGAAGAGGAGCGUUCUUUGAACCUGGUGGAGGGAGGCAGGUACCCACCGGCCUCCUCUCGCAUUAGGGGAAAUUCACCACUUCCUCCAUCUCUAGAUAAAGAUGACCAGCUUCUGCAGGAUCUGAUGACUCUCCUCAUUUCUUCGCCUGCACAGCCCACAUCACGCCAUCGUGUGGCAGCGCCUCACUCCACCUCAUCUUUUUUCCAGGAUCUGGACUUCCCGCUUGACUACAAGGACUAUAACAAGGACUUCUUUUCCCACGAUGAAAAGAUCAAUAGCCAACAGGAGCAAAAGAAAGGUCCUCAGAAGUAUGGAGUGUUUUCUGGGCACAGUGGACCCACUCAACAAAGUCUAAAAGAGCUGCUCAGGCAACAUGGAUUUGAUCUAAACCACCUGAACCCUGAAGAGAUGGAGCGUCUGUUCACUGUCCUUCAGCUCCUGCCAAACAAACCAACAAACAAUCAGAGAAAACCUGAAACAAAGGAUUCCUCUUUGUCUCCAAAAGUGAUGAAGAUUAUGGAGGGAGAGAUGACCCAUGUGAUGGAGAAGGCUUCUGCACAGGCUACAAAUUCCUCCUUCCCUUCUCCACUCAACCCUGUGCCUGAAAACUCCCCUAAAGGGUCCCAAGGGGCCUCCCAGGAUAACUACAUCCCAUUGGGUGCUAGUGUAUUAAGACCUUCAUCUCUCAAACAAGAGGAAGGACGACUUGGCAAAGGAACCUUGAGUGUGAAACCACGAAAGAAUGAAACCAAGUUGAAGGAGGAAUUUGGAUACAUUUUAACCAAUCAGAGCCUUCUCACUCUGCCCGAUGGGGUUCGUCUACUGAAGACCCUUGCUGAGAGGAUCCAUCUCACCACUGACUCUUUCAUUAAUAUCAGUGUGGUUGGUCCAGCUGUCACUUUCCGGGUGCUCCCGAACAGCCAGAAUUUAACAGCAACUGAGGUGUCUGAAAAGGCUGUGGCUCAAAAGAACCUUCUAGAAUCAGAGACUGGUCUAAAGGUGCUUCAGGCAGGUGUUGGGGAGAAGAAUGAUGGCCAUGCGUUGCCAGUGGCAACACGUGUACAUGACAACACCCAGUGGGUGUUCCUUAUGUUUGUGGGUGUGGCUUGUGUGGGUGGACUCCUGGUGGGAGCACUGACCAUUGCCUGCCUGCGCACCCAUGCUCGGCAGUUGGCCUCAGAGAAACUGGGACUUGGACCUGAAGCAGGAAAUGUGACGCAUUAUGAGUACCAGGAUCUUUGUCGGCAGCACAUGGCUGCUAAGUCCUCUCUUGGAAGGCAGGACUGCGGGGUUGGAGCUGCAGGUGGUGCCGGUCCAGGAGGAGGAGGAGGUGGUGGAGGAACGGAUACGUCACGAGUCAGCAGUGUGUCGUCACAGUUCAGUGAUGCACCUCAGCCAAGCCCUAGUUCGCACGGCAGCACCCCCUCCUGGUGUGAGGAGCCAGCGCAGUCUAACAUGGAUAUUUCUACAGGGCACAUGAUACUGGCAUAUAUGGAGGAUCAUCUGAAGAAUAAAGACCGUUUGCUCAAAGAGUGGGAGGCUCUUUGUUCCUACCAGGCAGAACCUAGCACCAUCUCAGCUGCCCAGAGUGAAAGUAACAUCAAGAAGAACCGCUGCUCUGAUGCCGUGCCCUAUGACCAUUCAAGAGUGAAGCUGAAGGCUGAGAUUAACCCCUCCAGGACAGAUUACAUCAAUGCCAGCACCAUUAUCGAGCAUGACCCCCGGAUGCCUGCGUAUAUUGCCACCCAAGGCCCUCUCUCACACACCAUCUCUGAUUUCUGGCAGAUGGUUUGGGAGAGCGGAUGUACUGUCAUAGUGAUGAUGACGGCUCUGGUUGAGGACGGAGAAAAGCAGUGUGAUCGCUACUGGCCCGAUGAGGGCUCUUCUCUCUACCACAUUUAUGAGGUGAACCUGGUCUCUGAGCAUAUCUGGUGUAAUGACUUCCUGGUGCGGAGUUUCUACCUGAAGAACGUCCAAACCCAGGAAACUCGUACCCUCACUCAAUUCCACUUCCUGAGCUGGCCUGCACAGGGAAUACCAACCUCCACACGGCCUCUGCUGGACUUCCGCAGGAAAGUCAAUAAGUGCUACCGUGGCCGCUCCUGCCCCAUCAUUGUUCACUGCAGUGAUGGUACAGGCCGGACUGGAACAUACAUCCUGAUCGACAUGGUUCUGAACCGCAUGGCUAAAGGAGUAAAGGAGAUCGAUAUUGCUGCAACCCUGGAACAUAUUCGAGACCAGAGGCCAGGAAUGGUGCGCACCAAGGAUCAGUUUGAAUUUGCACUGACUGCUGUGGCUGAAGAGGUUAAUGCUAUUCUCAAAGCUCUACCGCAGUAAAAAAGGAUGCCCAUGACUGAGCAGGCACGCAAACACAUACAUACACGCUCACAAAUUAUGUGGCCACUGAGGUUAGUAUUAAGGAUGUGCAUGAGUCAACUAGUCGAGUACUCAUUCUGCACCUAACUACUUAACCCAAUAAACUAAUUGCAAAUUGAUUUUCCUUUUGCUGAAAUGACCAUUCUUACUAAAUCCUUACUAAAUCCUUCACUUAAAUCAUGUUGCAGCUAAGUAAGUGUGUUGAGUUGCACUGUGCUAUAAAGAGGUGAGAGACUUAAUUGUGCAAUGUUUUAAUCUUUAUGGUUGUUGUUAGAGUCAAGCUUUCCACUAGAUAAAUCCACUUUUAUGGUGCCGAGUGUUAAACUACAAGAGUUGUGAGAAACUAUUUGUGCAGCCUUUUUACACAGCAGAUUCUAUUAUUAGAAAAUUAAAAUGUCAACUUAAAGCAAUUGUAUUUCUGAAUAAUAAGUUAUCAGUAAUAAAACAAUAAAAUUAGAUUUUAUUAUUUUUAACCCAUUGGGUAAUUCUGGGUGAGUAGGUUUGUUUAUGAUUACAACAGAAAACUAAUAUUUUAUAUACAUAAUUUUAUUUUAAAUAUUCAACUAGACAAAUGAUUCUUGGUUUCAGUUACAGUACUUGACUAAAAAAAAAUUCUCCGUGCCAUCCCUACUCAUUUUUGCUGCUUUCCUGCACUUAAACACUCAAAAGCACAUAUCCCAACCAGUUCUGCCUACCUACAGCAUGUAAUAUCAAAUCUCCUUUAAAUUAAUGCUCACACACACACAAAAAUAUACUACUUGGACAUAUGUUUAAGCUCUUCAGGUUCUGAUUUCUUCCUUGCCUUCACUCUUGGUAACAAAAAUUUAAUUAUCUACAGAGAAGUGCAUUUCUCGGUUUGCUUUCUUUAAUGCUGUCCUCUGUUUCACUGUGGUGAUGACUAAAUCCUGUUAGGUACAUGUCAUCAGUGUUAUGUGAGUUUGCUUCACAAUCCUCUUGUUUAUUUGGGUGGUGGUUGUAAGGAAGAGUGACAGUGUCUUGAGGAUAAGAGUUGCUGUAGUCAGGUCUCAUGUUCAACUUAUUUAAGCCGUGGUCAUGUGGAGGCUUGCAUGGAAUGUGUGCCCUCAGAAUUCUAUACUUCCUUCUGUACCUUGCAUGUUCAUUCAUUUCCAUUUUAUAGUUUUAAUGUUACACAGAAUGACAGCUGCCCGUACAAGCAGAGCAGAGCAGAAUGUGGGAAAAGGUGCACAUAUUCCAUUUGAGCCUUUUCAUAUCUCCACUCAUGUCUAUACCAGUGACUCCACAUUUCUGACAAAUCCCUCACACUUAAUUUCACGAGAACUCCAAGUCAAAUGCUGACAUGACAGCAGGAAUUAAAGUGGAAGAUAUGUUGCAUUUCAGAUCAGAUUUUGGAGAAAAUCCAGAUAUGCUGUGGAUAUUAUGAUUGCAGCCAGACAGAGAGAUUGGAUUCCUUCUUUUCAUUUCCUUCUUGGUCAAAAUCUCUUUCCCUACUUUUCUCUCUUUCUGGUUAUUGUCCACAGCUUAAAUGUUCUUUUCCUCUUGCAAAUCAGUAAAAAAAUAAAAACAAAAAAUAUAAAUCUAUUAUGUAGAAAUAUAUAAACACAUUUUGUAUCUUGUGAUGACUAAUAAAACUUGUUUGUGAAGUGAUGCAGCAGCA
Molecule: messenger RNA, 4722 nt
Organism: Cyprinus carpio (common carp)
Lineage: Eukaryota; Metazoa; Chordata; Actinopteri; Cypriniformes; Cyprinidae
Product: zinc finger protein-like 1
Exons: 23
Coding region: 225-3047 (940 amino acids)
Biological process (GO): protein dephosphorylation
Cellular component (GO): secretory granule
Molecular function (GO): protein tyrosine phosphatase activity
Source: RefSeq, a predicted model, not a curated record